Messenger RNA from Caenorhabditis auriculariae, 2962 nucleotides. Lineage: Eukaryota; Metazoa; Nematoda; Chromadorea; Rhabditida; Rhabditidae. The record is from the annotation of a GenBank genome assembly.
AUGACCGAGGCCGAGACGUCUGGGAGUACGAUAAACAACGUGGAGGAAGUUCACGGACAGCUUUUCGAGGUUCAAUUUGUUUUCAAAAUAUUUUGUGUUAUUUUCUGGCAUUUCUAGAGCUGUGUUGAGAAUUUUUCAAUUUAUUAAAGCUAUUAAUAAUGAGAAAAUGUUAACUUUGAAUAGGUGUAAGAAUAUGAUCAUUUCCUUUUUUGUCUUGCUUCAAGUUUGAUAACGAGUUUAAAAAUAAUGCUCAAUGUUUCUGGUUUUUACUUUAUAUUGAAACAUUGUAAGUCAACGUGCGUUUGGAUUUCGCCCAAUUAUUAAUUUAAAAUUUACUGCGAAAUUAAAGUGGUUUUUUUUUUUUUGAAAAUCCUGAAUACCGAUAGGAACUUCUAAGAAAUUUCGAAGACCUGUUCAUUCAGAAACGAAGUUUUUUUGUUAGAUGUUCUGUUUAUAAUUUGAAAGUAUCUGAGAAAGAAAUGAUUCAGCAUGAUAAUUCCGAUUUUUUUGGUCCUUUACAGAAGAAUCUUUGACGAUUUAUCCCUGAAAUAAUUAAUUAUUGUCAUUUUAGGUAGCUCCACGGUAUGUGAACCUCUCUUACAUCGGCGAAGGCGCCUACGGGAUGGUCGCGUAAGUUGUUUUCGUCUUUUUGGCAUAUACAAUUAUUGGCGGGGUUUCAGCUCGGCGUUGGACACAAUUACCAGGGAAAGGGUGGCGAUUAAGAAAAUUUCGCCUUUUGAACACCAAACCUUCUGCCAACGCACUUUGCGUGAGAUCAAAAUUCUUACGCGCUUCAAACACGAAAACGUUUGCGAUACGAUAACAGUGCACGGCAGUUCAAUACUCACGUUUUAGAUUAUCAACAUUCAAGAGAUCAUCCGUUCCGAAACUGUUGACUCGAUGAAGGACAUGUGAGGAUUUCGUGACCUCUUCCAAAGUUUGCGACUUGUUUUAGCUAUAUCGUCCAGUGUCUCAUGGAGACAGAUCUGUACAAGUUGCUGAAGACGCAGAAACUCUCCAACGAUCACGUCUGCUACUUCUUGUACCAGGUGAUUUGGUUUCCCCGUUAUACAGCGACUAGAAAAACUGGACUAUCUGUAAGAUCAUGAAAGUGCUGCAAAAGAUGGGAUUGAGUUUUUUUCUUUUUCUUGUAGAAAACUGAUAUUUUUUCUAUCAAAAAGAAUUUUAUAUGUGAGAGACCAUCCAAAGCUCAAAAGCCUAUUUUCUCAUUUCCUAAUAAGUAUUUGAAAUUUUUUCAGAUUCUUCGAGGUCUCAAGUAUAUUCAUUCGGCCAAUGUUCUCCAUCGCGAUUUAAAGCCGUCCAACUUGCUUCUCAACACAACUUGCGACCUUAAGGUAUUUCAUUCAAAUUGGCACGCAACGAGUUUUUUUUUUCAGAACAGAAAUAACAGUAUAAAGAAAAGCUCCCAAAUGAAAAAAAAGCUAUUUCAUAAUUUAGUAGUCUUUGAAUUCUGCUGGCAAAACAGCAGUUUUCUUUUUGUACUCCUGAGAAGUAUUUCUUAAAAUUUCUUGUUGUCCCAGGCGCUUUUUUUCGUCUGGUAGGAAAUGACGGUAACUGGAAGUUUGAAUCCUAAAAAAUAAUUUAAAAGUAUAACAUUUCGAAAAAAAAAGGAUUCAGAAAGAUCAUGAUUCGUUCAUAUGAAAUUUUACGAGUUGGAAAUGGUUUUGCGGAAGUUUAUCUUCGGUUUGAAUGACAUUCAAAAAAGCCUUCUCCUUUUGAAGAUUUGCGACUUCGGUCUGGCAAGGGUGACGGAUCCGCAGACGGACCACACAGGAUUUCUGACAGAGUAUGUCGCCACGAGAUGGUACCGCGCGCCGGAGAUCAUGCUCAACUCCAAAGGCUACACGAAAUCGAUCGACGUCUGGUCCGUCGGCUGCAUUCUCGCAGAGAUGCUCAGGUGCAACUCUUUUUUUGGAACCAAUAAAAAGGAAAAAUUGUGUUCAUUUUUCAUAAAAAUUUUGUGUUUUCUUGGUUGCUUUCAUUUUGAGGCCCUCAUGUUUGGAGAAAUCUAACAAGAAAAUUCUACUUCACUUUUCGUUAUAGUUUGAUAUGAAGCAAAAAACCUUUUCCAAUCCUUUGUUUAAAAAAUAUAUGUUAUGAUUAAAGACUGAGCUUCGAGAUCAAUUUAAUGGUGUUUGGAAAAUAAGUUUUUGGUUUUUUUUUUUUUGCACAUUUAUCAACCUCAGUAAACUGGUUGAAGCAUUUUUAGGCAGAAACUCUUUGUUUUUAAAUAAAGAUCUUUGUUUCAUUUUUAUCUCUAAUUUUUUAGUUGAACGCUUUUUUUUUCAAAAAUUUAAUCAAGGCUGUGUUCGGACUUUUCUAUUCAGCAAUCGGCCCCUGUUCCCUGGAAAGCACUAUCUCGAUCAGUUGAAUCUGAUUUUGGCGGUCGUCGGAUCUCCGUCUUCCGAAGACUUGCAGUGCAUCAUCAACGAUAAGGUUCUUUCCUUUAAUUUUCCACAAUUCUUAUAAUUUUUCAGGCUCGGUCGUACCUCGUUUCUUUACCUCACAAGCCGAAGCAACCGUGGGUCCGGCUGUACCCGGGAGCUGAUCCGCGAGCUCUGGAUCUUCUCGACAAAAUGCUCACUUUCAAUCCCCACAAUAGGUAGAGUCUCCAUUUCACGUCUAUUUCUAAUGCUUUCUGUUCAGGAUCGACAUUGAACAGGCACUCGCACAUCCUUACUUGGAGCAGUACUAUGACCCCAAUGAUGAGGUAAAUUUAAAAAAAAAAAACUUUCAGCUCAUUGCCGAAUUUGUUCCUCGGAAUCUUCAUAGGCGACUUUCUGAAAAGAUUUAACUAAAAAAUGAACAUUUGCAGCCGGUCUGCGAGGAGCCGUUCACGUUAGAGAUGGAGCUGGACGAUCUGCCGAAAGAAAAGCUCAAAGAGUUGAUCUGGCAGGAGGCCGAGCUGCACCACAAGCGGAUGCAGAAUGAAUCUACCUAA